AUACAUGGAAGUUAAAGUUAUCUAUUAUAGUUUAUACUGUGGGAUAAAAAAAUUUGGUUAAUAUGAUAGGCUGAUAUAUUAAUUAUAAUUUACAAUAAGCUAUUUUAGAAGGUAUAACCUAAUUAAAUUGUUCUUCUAAUCAUGUCUGUAUUAAGCCCAUUUGUGUACUGGGCACAGAAUGAAGAGCACAUAUUUCUUAAAGUUGAUCUUAAAGACACUAAGAAUCCCUAUGUAAAAUGUAAUGAUCGCAAUAUAGAUUUUAAAGCAAAUGGUACCGGCGCCCAAGGAGUGAACAACUAUAAUUUCAAUUUAUCUUUAUUUGAAAAUAUUCAAACAGCAGUAUGUGAGGUAAAAGUGAAUGAUUAUUCAGUUAACUUAAAAGUAACCAAAAUGAAAAAGGCAUGGUGGCCCAGAUUGAUGUCGACACCUCAGAAACCUAGUUGGUUAAAGAUUGAUUUUGAUAAGUGGCAAACUGAAGACGAUUUGUUAGAUGAAUUAAAUGAUGUGCGUCAUGAUUAUCCUGAUCUUUACAAUAUGCUUCAAAAACAAGAAAUGGGUUACAUUAGAGAAGACUUUAAGAGGGUGUAUCUAUCAAUUUAUAAUUUGUUUAUGUUUGUUGGCUAUAUGUACAUACUGAGCGUACUGUGUAUGAGGUAUAUUAAAGAUGGCCCAAACUUUUUCCCUGAAACAUAUGAUACAAUUGGAAAAGCAAUGUGUUUUAUACAAUUACUUCAAGUACUAGAAGUGAUGCAUCCUUUAUUUGGAUAUGUCAAAGGAGGAAUAAUGAUGCCAUUUAUGCAAGUGGUGGGCAGACUUUUUGUGCUUUUUGCCAUGGUGGAAUGUGAACCAAGAAUCCAAAAGAUGCCAGUUGUCUUCUACUUGCUUUUAGUGUGGUCAUCGAUAGAAGUUAUAAGAUAUCCAUAUUACAUGACCCAAUUGAUCAACAAAGAACAGUAUCUUUUGACAUGGUUGAGGUAUAGUGCUUGGAUUAUAUUAUAUCCUCUUGGAUUUGUAUGCGAGGCUAUGAUUAUAUUUAGAAACAUGAUAUAUGUUCAUUCUAGUCACAAGUGGUCAGUAACUAUGCCAAAUUCAUUGAAUUUCACAUUUGAUUUUCUUCUUUUCUUAAGAAUCUAUUUGCUUUUGGUGCUGUUUCCUGGAAUAUACACUUUAAUGAGGCAUAUGUACAAUGCUAGAAUUAAAAAAUUAGGAGGCAAGGAACCUUUCUUAAAAAAUAUUUCCAAGAAAUUUAUCUGAUGUAGACCAGCCUAUCUGUUUUUAAAGUUUUGUUGAACAAUUAAAUAUAUGUACAUCACAAAAUUCAAGUACAUUUUUUUCAUGGGACUUGUUUGUCAUAAUUGUUUAAAAUUUCUCUGGUUAUCCAGCCUUGAUCAAUUUCAUUGUCUCCCAAAAAAAAACAAUCAUGGGAAUUUUAAAACUUUAUUUCUUGUAUUUUAAAGCUUUAUAAUAAAAAAAUAAUUUAGAUUAAUAAACUAUGUACAGAAGUAAUUAGCAGAUUAGGUACCUUAUUAGUAUGAUUAGUGGUGUCACUUUGCAUCUAAAAUAUAUUGAGGUAGAGAUCACAUUUUCAAAAACCUAUGAAAAGAGUGUUUUUUAUAUAGUUUAUAAUAAAGGAAGACUUAACUGGAAAAUCAUUGCCAUCACGCAUUAUAUGAUGAGCAGUAGGGAGAGUUCAUAAAUAUUGAGAUGCAUUUGUGUCUAAUAAAGUUCUUAACAAUUUUUUGGUAAAAUACACUGUUGCAAUCUUGUUUGGCAUCAUAGGAAAGCUUUGUUAAAUAAAUAAUUAUAAUAUUCA
Molecule: messenger RNA, 1813 nt
Organism: Cylas formicarius (sweet potato weevil)
Lineage: Eukaryota; Metazoa; Arthropoda; Insecta; Coleoptera; Brentidae
Gene: Hacd2
Product: very-long-chain (3R)-3-hydroxyacyl-CoA dehydratase
Exons: 4
Coding region: 142-1254 (370 amino acids)
Biological process (GO): fatty acid elongation; sphingolipid biosynthetic process; very long-chain fatty acid biosynthetic process
Cellular component (GO): endoplasmic reticulum membrane
Molecular function (GO): 3-hydroxyacyl-CoA dehydratase activity
Source: RefSeq, a predicted model, not a curated record